Pleurotus ostreatus (oyster mushroom) is the source of this 1338-nucleotide messenger RNA. RefSeq lists its product as uncharacterized. Lineage: Eukaryota; Fungi; Basidiomycota; Agaricomycetes; Agaricales; Pleurotaceae. The transcript has a single exon. Bases 1 to 1338 code for a protein of 445 amino acids. The record is from RefSeq and is a predicted model, not a curated record.
AUGCUGUUAGCUUCCCCACAGUGCGUACUAGCCGUUCGUUUUCGCGCAGGCGGCGAGAGUAACCGUUGCCGCACCUCCAGAUAUGUUCGCCAGAAACGCUACACGCUCGCAGAGCAGUCUCUCAAGAACGCCUUCAAGCACUCUGAAUCGGUGCAGCCCGCUGCACGGGAGUUGCAGAUUCGUGCGUUGAAACAAGCGACCGAAAUGCUCACCUCCCGCGCUCGGGACGCCCAAGAACGCAUCGACACGCUACGGAGUAGGCUGUCCGACCGCCAGGUGGACCCAAGCGUGUACGCAGCUUUGCAGCAGGAGCGGUGGAAGGAAGAGAAACGACAAGCGAUCAUUCAGGAGGAAGUCGUGGUAUUGCAGAAGCAGUUACAGUCGCUUGCGACGAGUGCCACUUCCACGACCCCCACCGUUGAAGAGCGACGGCUGGCCAACCUUGCCCGCUUCCUGCAGACCUCAGCCUCGCCUCGCAGCACGUACUCACGGAAGCGCAUGUCGAUACAGAGUCCGGUGGCACCACGCCUACGCCCACUGUCGCUCUCCACGAAUAGGCCGCAUUCGGCGGACGAGCUCUCCAGGACGCGGACCGAGAAGCCUGCCGUCCCCAUACAACCGUCCGGUAGCAAGCGAUUUCUCAGCCCUAUCUUGCCUAGCAAAUCAAGCCCAUCCUUACGAUCUCCCUCGCUCUCCUCUUCGUCAACGAGCCAUGAAUCAUCCCCUCAAACUGUCAACACUGAUUUCUCGCCAAGGACGCCGUGGUUCUCUCACGACAGUGCUACUGGAGGAACGGUCACAAUCUUUAGGGACAGUGUACAAGUAUAUACGGAAUCCGAUCAAGUCAUACCUGAAGACCUGCACGUAGACAUGCCCGAUUACGCUCGUAACUUGAUCGAAGAAUUCGAUACCUGUGUCACACCUCGCGACCUUCCUCUUUCAUCACCCCUUCCCCCACCGUCACGAAUCCCUAGUGCACCUUCAUCAUCGGAAGGACCUUCUACACCCCUUGUGUCGCCCCAGCUAGGCACAGCACAAACGCCUCUAUCCUCACCAAACUCGUCCACGCCUAACACACCUUCACGCCUGCGCAAAAAACUGUCGCGCCGUAGUUCACUCUUCUCUAUCCACGAGGCCAUCUCAUCUCGCAUAAACUUCGUUGGCGACCACCUCACUUCAUCCUUCUCUCACAAACCCUCGUUGUCAAGCCUACGCUCACCGCAGCCUAGUGUUCUAGAAACAGUAGGGGAAGUCGAUGAUACAGCGAGCACAAAUGCAACGACCGUCACCCGAGUGUCCUUUGCCUCCAGAAUAAAGCGAAAGGUCCUGCGUCCAUAG